Molecule: messenger RNA, 1787 nt
Organism: Symbiodinium pilosum
Lineage: Eukaryota; Dinophyceae; Suessiales; Symbiodiniaceae
Source: the annotation of a GenBank genome assembly
AUGGAUGAUGAUGACAGCAUAUUGGGCCCCUUCGAGGAGGAGUCUCUGGAGUCCCUUGAGUCCUUAUGCGAAGAGGUUUCCAGGCCCCAUCUGCUGCGAAACGGGCUUUUUGGACGCCUGGCCGAGAGGCUCCCGGUCCUGAACAAUGUCAUGCAGGCCCUUCACACUCGAGCAGGGGACGAGGAGUCCCUUCGGCGAGCCAAAGAGACGAACCCGCUUCGGGCUUCAGGGAGGCUGGCACGCGGUGCCGAGCAUGUGCCACUGCUGAACAACGUCAUGCAGACGCUGCACAGAGCAACUGGCAGAUCCGAGGAAUUCCGGCGCGCCCGCCGGAAGAAUCCUCUGGGCGCGAACGGCUACAUCACAAAGUUUGGUGAGCACAUCCCUGGCCUAGCUGAUACCAUCUGCUGCAUCCACAAGUUUCGUGGCCUGGAUGCGGAGGCCGAGAGGGCCCGCGCCUUCUCGCUCCACAGGAUGGUGGGCCGGAAAGGCGCCAUCACCCAGCUGGCACAGCUCCUACCUGGCACCAACUUGAUCGCUGCCCUCCUGGCGGAGGCCAAAGGAGACCACAGAGAAGCUGUAAAAGCAUUGAAUUUAUUAAAGCGAUGGCGAGAUGUGGCCAGUGCAGAUGGCGCUCUUGCAAGAGUCGCGGAGCUUUUACCUGGUGUUGAUAUCAUUUCCUUCGGGCUCAUGGUGAACCACGGUCACUUUGCAACUGCUGUCCGAGCCAUCUGCAAGACCCGGUGGGUGGAGAUCACCGCUACCUCUUCCGCUUUGGCCUUGUCUGCGGGAGCCAUGGAGGAUUGGGUCAUUCUGUCAGUGGACUCAGACAUGCUGAUCCAGCCAAGAGCAGCCUCCCUAGCAGGUGGGUUGCUUGAUGUUUUCAUCCAUCUCCUGGACUUUGACGCUUUUGGAAACCACCGCUGGGUGGUGGAGGAGCUGCCCUCAGCUUGCACCCGGAAGAAGCGACGGGGCUUGAGAAGAGCUUUUGAGGAUGUUAAGAUUACGAAGGCCAACGAGGCGCUGCAUGGGGUUCUGGAUUACCUCUUUCUCUACUCGCCUGGCGCGGUCAGUUACAUGACUGAACUUACUAACUGGGCUGUGUACGAGUGGCAGCCGUCCUCUCCAGGAAGCGCGAGGGCCCUCUGCAUGUUCAACAUAAUGUGCCCGCCGAUGGUUUCGAGGAGCCUUCCCAACAGAGCUCCCAGCGCUCAGUUUGCCAGGGCGAUACAAGAUUCCUUGCCUGGAGUCCGGGCAACGCAUGGACAGAUGCCUCUGAACCCAUCGAACUUCCAGUUGCCUGUGCGGACUUCAGCAAGUGAUGGGCCUACAUGGAAAGACAGGUUGUGUGAAGCUGCAACUGGGAUUCUUGCUGGUGUGUCAUGCUUCUCGAUCUCCUGCAUCGCAGGUGGCGUGCACAGUGUGCUCCCCCUCGCCUGCUUCACAGGAUGUUUCGCAGGGGUUGGAGUCGGCCUGGGGGGCUACGUCCGCAACCGGGUCCGCAGCAAUGUGACAGCGUGGUUCAAUAAGGUGAACUCGGAUGCCUGGCGGUGCAUGUCCGCGCCCGUGGUGCCGCUCCGCGAGCAGGUGGAGCAGUGCUGUGAGGCCCAAGAGGAGCUACCGGACUCCGUGCAGAUGCUUGCGGAAGAGCUGCCAGACGAUGAUCCCGAUGAGGUUAUCGAGCCCCUGGGUGUCAUCUUUGAGUGGCAAAAUGGGCUCCUGGAGGAUGUGCGGGCGGCGGAGAUCCUACGGGAGUACAUCCUCUAUGAGUGGAUGACACCAACCAG